Messenger RNA from Cephus cinctus (wheat stem sawfly), 2826 nucleotides. RefSeq names its product villin-1 (gene qua). Gene Ontology annotation, cellular component: cytoplasm; actin cytoskeleton. The transcript is spliced from 8 exons. Gene Ontology annotation, molecular function: phosphatidylinositol-4,5-bisphosphate binding; actin filament binding. Bases 154 to 2604 code for a protein of 816 amino acids. The record is from RefSeq and is a predicted model, not a curated record. Lineage: Eukaryota; Metazoa; Arthropoda; Insecta; Hymenoptera; Cephidae. Gene Ontology annotation, biological process: actin polymerization or depolymerization; cytoskeleton organization; actin filament severing.
UGGCCAAUCAGGCACGCUCUAGCUACGUACCUGGCUGGCCAGUCCUUCAAACGAGAGAGCGAGAAAAAGACUCCACUAGUUCGGAGUGUUUAUUUUCUCUUUAGCUGUUUGGUCAAAACUUUAUCCCGUCAGGACCUUCAUGCUCUUGCGAGCAUGUCGCUGACCGUCGUACUUAAUCCUGAAAAUUUUCAAUUUUCCAACCAGGAUGACAGGAGUUGUUGCUCCGAUGACUCUGGCAGUGAGGUCUUCAGGAGCGUACCCAAAAAUACCACCACUUUUUGCGUAUGGAGAAUUGAGGGACUGCGCGCUAUUUCUGUGGCCAGAAAUAAAAUGGGGAUGUUCCUUUCGGAAUCAGCUUAUAUUAUUUAUACAGUCACAUCUAAGGAUGGCAAUCCUCCCUACCCUGGAAUAUCGUCAAAGGAAGUGAAGGAUCCGGCUGUAAGAUGUAUUCAUUUUUGGAUCGGAUCAUCUUGCGACGCGACUAUCUCAGGAGCGGCUGCUCUGAGAGCAGCAGAAUUGGAUGCACUGGUGUCAGCGACUAUUCUUCUGCGAGAAGCACAGGGUCGCGAAAGUCCCAGAUUUCUUGCCUACUUCCGGCAUAAACUGGUUAUCGAGAACAUCCACCAGGAUCGUCCCACUUGCACACUGCACAGAGUAACUGGAUUGAGCAUGCCGAUCCUGACCGAACUGAAUAGCGUUCGAUGGGAGAAUUUUAGUUCUAGGGAUGUUAUCCUCAUAGACCUCCAAUCUAGGGGCGUCGUUUUCCUGUGGUUGGGCUCGUCGGCAAACUCGCUGCACAAAAAACACGCCUGGAACCUCUUAGAAUCUACAAAAGAGAAUAAUGGCAACAGACGUAUUGUGGUCGUCGAUGAUGGUUAUGAGCAGACCCUACCCAACGAAGACAGAAAUCUACUCAACAGCAUUUUGGAUCUGAACUCCAGGACCGUCGUACCUGAACACUCUCCUGGAUCUGUUCUGGCACUGAGCCCAGUAAAGCUCUAUAGGUGUAGUGAACAAUCUGGGAAGUAUAAGGUAGCCGAAGUAAAAUCUGGUCCAAUCUUUAGAUCGGAUUUGUCUGCAUCCUCCGUAUUUCUGAUUGAUCGCGGAGAGGCAGGCGUUUGGGCAUGGGUCGGAAGUGAUGUAAAUGCUAGAGAAAAAUUAGAAGCAGUCAGAAAUGCCAGAGGAUUUGUCAAGAAAAAAGGAUACAGCCCCAGUGUUCCUGUGGCCAGAGCAGUUCAGGGUCAGGAGCCAACGGAGAUGAGAUCAUUGCUGCGCGGUUGGGGACCUCCGAAGACACGACCUCUGACGUUACCGCCUCGUUUCGAACCAGAUUACAUGGCUGAGAGACCUCGAAUGGCUGCCGAGUGUCAAUUAGUGGACGAUGGUUCCGCUCGGAAGACAAUUUGGAGAGUCAAUUCAAAAAAUGGCAUGAUUCAAAUAGAGAACAAAGGAAUUUACUAUGCUGAAACGUGCUACGUAAUGCGCUAUGAAUAUGGCACUGGUCGUAGGAGUCGAGUCAUUAUAUACUACUGGGAAGGUGCACAUUCCACCAGCAUGGACCGAGAAGCUGCUUUGGAGUCAGCGUGCAACCUGGCCGAAGACACUUCGGCCCAAUUGGUCAAAGCAUCUCAAGGUAGAGAACCUGCCCACCUUCUGCAAAUCUACGCAGGCAAACUGAUAAUCCUUGCCGGACCUCAUAGAGAUGAGGCGCCAAAAAAAUAUCUUGUGAGAGUCCUAGGAUCCACUCCGUAUACGUCGAAAGCAGUCGAGAGACCUUUACGGGCGAGUAGUUUAGAUUCAAGUGGAGUUUUCGUUCUCUUCUCAAAUUGCCCUGCAGUCUGGUGUGGUGGUAGAAGCACCGGCGAUGCUAGAGAGGCGUCGCGACGAUUGGCGCCAGCUGCCGCUCCUCUGGUUGUAGAAGGAAAAGAGGACGAUGAGUUCUGGACGCAGAUUGGUGGUCGAGGAAACUACGGCACCGAGACUACGGAAGACAUGGAGGAGACUGAAAAUCAUUUAUAUCAUUGUCAUACGGAAGGAGGAGCCUUUCUAGGCGAAGAAAUUUUAGGGUUCACUCAGAGCUCCUUACUUCCGGAAGCCGCGUGGUUGCUGGAUGCCGGCAAUGUGGUCUGGGUAUGGCUGGGAAAAUAUUCGGUGAUUAAAACUCUUAGAGAAUGUAUCGACUGCGCGACAACAUUCUUGUACACACAUCCGGCUGGUCGGGAUCGCAACACAUCCAUCUCUGUUGUUAGACAAGGAGUAGAGCCACCGACAUUUAUAGGAUUGUUCGAAAAUUGGAAUCACAAUCUUCUCCGCGAUCAUCAGCCAUUCGAAUCGCAGAGAUUGUCCUUACAAGAUCAGGAACGCAUUAUAAGUAAUGUUUCAUCUACGAAAAGUAUUACUGAAUUUGAUGCUUUUAUCAAAUAUCCUUUUAAAGUUUUGAAAAGUGAGCCGGAUUCUUUGCCAAGGGGUGUAGACGUAGCCCGAAAGGAAAUGCAUCUAACGUUCGAUGACUUUAUGACUGUCUUCAAGAUGGAGCCUACUGAAUUCGAAAAGUUACCAGCCUGGAGAAGACAGCGACUGAAACAGGCAGCUGGAUUAUUUUAAACCACAUCUUGCCGUAUCGAGCAAUUAUAGCAAUCGCUAGUCUGCACAAUGUUCGAACUUAUCAUAGAACAGAGGAACGUAUUCCUGUGUCAAUAAAUUAUUUUGAAAAAUUAUAUUUUUUUUAUGCAGCAGGAUUUGAUCAAAUUGAAAUGCUAGUUUAUUUUGACAAAUUCGACAUUUAUUGAAGAUUUAAUAUUAAAAAAAAAGACAUUGUAUACAUGA